Erigeron canadensis is the source of this 2792-nucleotide messenger RNA. RefSeq names its product putative receptor protein kinase ZmPK1. Lineage: Eukaryota; Viridiplantae; Streptophyta; Magnoliopsida; Asterales; Asteraceae. Bases 1 to 2631 code for a protein of 876 amino acids. The transcript is spliced from 2 exons. The record is from RefSeq and is a predicted model, not a curated record. Gene Ontology annotation, molecular function: ATP binding; protein serine/threonine kinase activity. Gene Ontology annotation, biological process: recognition of pollen; protein phosphorylation.
AUGUCCAGCAAAUCGAAUUCUAGUAAACGGGUUCAUGGUGGAACAAAGAUUUCAAUGACUUGCAGAUAUAUGUCGCCCGUUAAGUACCUUAAACAUGUUGGUGGUUGGAUGGUGGCAGUUUUUUGUUUUGUAGCUCCCCAGAAACGGGGUUCCACUAAGGUAUCUUCCUCAGGAACACCAAAACGGAUUUCUGUGUCUCCUAUCGAUUCUCAAAGAGCAGAAGCUAUUAAGGACUGCAUCGACUUCAUCAACUCUUCUUCUUCAUCAACUGGGUCUAAUUCCACACCAAAAUCUUGUCAUUCUUACUUAACUAGAGGCACAUCACUGUCUGUUGAAAACAAAGACCAACUUCUCGUUUCGUCUGAUGGCCUUUUCACAGCCGGUUUUCAUCAAGUUGGGGUGAACGCGUACGCGUUUGCAGUGUGGUUCUCUGAGCAAACCACACCAGGAGAAGGUCGUAUGGUGGUUUGGAUGGCUAACCGAGAUACACCGGUGAAUGGAAAGCAGUCAAAACUCUCAUUAUCAGAAAAUGGCAAUCUUGUUUUGACAGAUGCUGGUGAUUUUAUUAUUUGGUCAACCAAUACAAAGUCAAUGACUGCAGAAGUUUUACUGCAACUACAGAACACAGGUAACCUUGUACUCCAUGAAGGAAAAGAUUCGGAAAUGCCACUUUGGCAAAGCUUUGAUCAUCCAACAGAUACUCUUCUUCCGGGUCAACCGUUUACCAAGUUCACACAACUUGUUUCUUCAAGAAGUUCUACUAAUUAUUCUUCGGGUUUAUAUAAACUCUUUUUUGAUAAUGACAGCAUUCUUCGAUUACUAUACGAUGGCCCAGAAACAACUAGUGUUUACUGGCCUCAUCCAAGUUUUAGAGUUUGGGAGGUUGGGAGAUUGCAGUAUAUAUUUAGUCGUCUAGCGUUACUUGAUUUUUAUGGUGAGUUCAACUCGUCGGAUGGUUUUAGAUUCAAAGCAGCUGAUUUUGGAACAACAAGACAAAGAAUAAUGAAGCUUGACAUAGAUGGCAAUAUAAGAGUUUACAGUCUUGUUAAGCAUGGAAGAUGGGUGAAAUGGGAAGUUCAGUGGCAAGCCAUUCAGCAUUCAUGCUUAAUUCAUGGUACUUGUGGACCAAAUAGUCUUUGUACGUAUUCUCAUGAUUCGGGCAGCAAAUGUGUUUGCUUACAUGGGUUCAAAAUGGUGAAUUCUCUGGAUUGGCGUUACGGUUGUGAACCAGAAUUCCAUCUAUGUAUGCAAGAAGAUGACUGUGGUUUUGAUUUUAUCAAGCUUCCUCAUGCACAAUUCUAUGGGUAUGAUAUUCGGUUGCUCCCUAAUUACACACUCAAUGCUUGCAAAAAGUAUUGCUUACAGGACACUUCUUGCAAGGGGUUUCAAUAUGGAUGGCUACCUGAGAAGGGAUUCUAUUAUUGUUUCAUUAAGAAUGCUUUGUAUAACGGUAUUCAGUUAGGAAUUGAUGAUCCAAUGUAUGUUAAACUACCAAGGAGAUUGGUGUCGUCGUUUUAUCAGCAAACUGCCAUCAAAUCAAGCUUCAGCUGUCCACCACGCCCCGUGCAGACACCCAUAGUAAGGUUUUAUGACAGAAAACACCAUCUUAAGCUGCUUGACUUCUUGUUGCUGCUCGGAUGCACAAUUGGUAUUAUUGAGAUAACGUGCAUAGUUUUUUUCUGGUAUUGUACAAGUAGAAUCACAAACAUAACCAAGCAAAACUACUUUCCAGUUACAACGGGGUUUAGAAAAUUUACAUAUCGCGAGCUGAAGAAAGCCUCAAAAAAUUUUAGUGAAGAGAUAGGAAGAGGUGGUGCUUGCAUUGUGUAUAAAGGAAGGGUAAAAGAAAAUAAGCUUGUAGCAAUCAAGAGGCUCAAGAACACUAAUCAUCAAAGUGGAUCAGAAGUGGAAUUCCAAGCAGAGAUUAGCACGAUCGGAAAGGUGAAUCACAUGAACCUGAUAGAGACAUUGGGUUUUUGUGCCGAAGGAAAGCAUAGGCUUGUGGUUUAUGAGUAUAUGGAAAAUGGAUCUUUAGCUGAUAAUUUAGGCGUUGGUAAACUCAAUUGGGACACAAUGUUUGAUAUUGCAAAGGGUACUGCAAAAGGACUUGCAUAUUUACAUGAAGAGUGUUUAGAGUGGGUACUACAUUGUGAUGUGAAGCCACAUAACAUACUAUUGGAUGCUAAUUAUAAUCCAAAAGUGGCGGAUUUUGGUCUGUCGAAACUGUAUGAUAGAGGUGGCCACAAUCAGUCAGACUUUUCAAUGAUACGAGGAACUCGUGGUUAUAUGGCUCCUGAGUGGGCAUUUAACCUUCGAAUUACCUCAAAAGUUGAUGUAUACAGCUAUGGGGUGGUGAUACUGGAGAUGAUAACAGGAAAGGGUCCAGCGGCGGUGCAUCAAACAAGCAAUGAAAGUGACGAGACCAAGCUUGCACUAAUUGAUUGGGUUAGAUUAAAAACGCAAAGAUCAACAGAAUCUUGGGUUGAGGAGAUUGUAGGUCCUUCAAAUAGCAGUGAAUAUGAUAGGGAAAGGAUGGAAAAUCUAGUUAGAGUUGCACUGCAAUGUGUCGAAGAAGAUAGGGAGGCAAGACCCUCAAUGAGCCAGGUGGUUAAUAUGAUUAACCAUCUAUAACCAUGCUUUAUAUUAAAAAAAAAUAUGAUAGUUGCAAUAUUCUUAAAUCUAACAAGAAUAAUCUGGUUAUUAAAGUGGUAUAUUGAAUAUAAUUAAUAAGAAUAAUCUGGAAUUAAAGUGUCUAGACCACACCAAAAAAGCGAGCAAAAAAUUACUCGUAU